Messenger RNA from Mytilus californianus (California mussel), 10614 nucleotides. Its product is annotated as serine/threonine-protein kinase Nek9-like. The record is from RefSeq and is a predicted model, not a curated record. The transcript is spliced from 23 exons. Bases 1 to 2694 code for a protein of 897 amino acids. Gene Ontology annotation, molecular function: ATP binding; protein kinase activity. Gene Ontology annotation, biological process: protein phosphorylation. Lineage: Eukaryota; Metazoa; Mollusca; Bivalvia; Mytilida; Mytilidae.
AUGGCGACCGACGGCCAAGAAGUCGAUACUGAAAUAAGAAGUCAAGAAGGUGCAUUAGAAGCCUCAUAUAUCUAUGUGAAAGUUCUUGGACGUGGUGCCUUUGGCGAAGCAAAUCUGUACAGGAAAACCGAAGAUAAAAGUUUAGUGGUAUGGAAGGAAGUAAAUCUAGCCAGGCUGCAUGAAAAAGAGAGAAGAGAUGCCCUCAGUGAAGUGGAUAUAUUAUCAUUACUUAAUCAUGCUAACAUCAUUACAUACUACAACCAUUUCCUGGAUGGGGAAACUUUACUCAUAGAAAUGGAAUAUGCCAAUGGAGGAUCAUUGUACCACAAAAUUGCUGAGCAAACAGAACUGUUUUCUGAAGAGGUUGUACGAUGGUACUUGUUCCAGUUAGCUUCUGCUUUAUCACAUAUACAUGGCUAUGACAUUAUUCACAGAGAUGUGAAGACAUUAAAUAUAUUUAUGAGUAAAUCUAGCUUGUUGAAGCUUGGAGAUUUUGGAAUAUCAAAGGUUUUAGAAACAGAAUCCAAGAUGGCUGACAGCGUUGUUGGGACACCAUAUUAUAUGUCACCAGAGAUUAUACAAGGUGAAAAAUAUGACCAUAAAACAGAUAUAUGGGCCCUUGGUUGUGUAUUAUAUGAACUUCUAACAUUUAAAAGAGUCUUCCAAGCAACUAAUCAACUACGUUUAGCUUACGAGAUAGUGAAAGGUGAUUAUGAGGACAUUAACCCACAGUAUUCUCAGGAAAUCAAAGAUCUAAUCAAGUCUACUUUACAGAAAAAAUCAAAAGACAGACCAUCGUCAGAUGAAAUAUUAUCUAGUUCUAUAUUUACGAAAGAAAACAGCAAUGAAGAUAUGAAGAGAAAAGUUUGGGAAUUGAACACGCAAUCUAGACGACUAAGAUUACAGUCCGUAGCUUCAACUGAAACCGUACCUAUCAUCAAAUCAAAAUCUAGUGAGGUGUACCAGUGGGGAGGUGGGAAGUUUACUCCACAAAAACAAGAUAUAUUUACUAAAGGCAAAAGUGCAGUGCAGGUAGCUGUUGGAAAUUCCCACUUUGCUGUUGUUACCAUGGAGAAAGAACUGUAUACAUGGGCAAAUGUACAGGGCGGGACAGAGAUUGUAGGACAGUUAGGUCAGGGGAACAAAUCUGCAUACAAAGCCCCACAGAAAGUUGAAGGACCAAGUGGAGCAGGUUUUAUUCAGGCAGCUUGUGGAGAGGACUUUACACUGGCUGUUACAGAUGAAGGCCAGGUUUAUGCUAGUGGGUCAGAUUAUUAUGGCUGCCUUGGUGUUGACAAUGAAGAAGGUGAUUCUGUACUUUCUCUGAUACCAAUAAAUUUCUUCAGCAGCAGACCUGUGGAAGAGAUAUCCUGUGGUGACAACCAUUGUGUGGCACUUACAAAGGAAGGAGAUGUCUAUACAUGGGGAUGUGGAGAGUUUGGUCGACUUGGUUUAAACAGUGAAGAUGACUACUUUUCACCUCAAAAGGUGAAAACCCCAGGAAAGCAUUUGAUUAAGCAUGUAUUAGGAGGAAGUGAAGGGACAUUCUUAAUUACAACAACUGGUCGUGUUCUGGCUUGUGGUAGUAAUGAACAUAAUAUUCUAGGAUUUAAUUCAGAAAUGUCUGGACUACGGAAGAGAAAACAGAGUUAUGAUAUCCCAUGUAAAUACACCUUCAGCACAGUAAAACCAUUAGUACGCUAUAAUAUAGUCUCCAUAGCAACCAGUAACACACAUUCAGCAGCCAUAGAUAUGUUUGGACAUCUAUUGACCUUUGGUUCUAAUAAACAUGGACAACUUGGUGUGGGAGAUUAUAGGAAAAGAUUACAUUUGGUGAAAAUUGGUGGUGAAUUGACCGGAAAACAAGUAUUAAAUGUGGCAUGUGGUGAUGGCUUUACUGUUGCAGCUACUAGUGACAAUGAAGUUUAUUCCUGGGGUAACGGUGAAAAUGGAAGACUAGGUGCUAAAUAUGAUGGGAAAGGUCCCAACAGUAUGUGUACAGCAUUCCCCAGACCUGUGUUUGGAUCUCUGCAUGAUGUACCUAAUCUGGCAGCCAGACACUGGCAUACUAUCAUUAUAGCAGAAAAAGUAUUAAACCAGAAAACUAUAAGAAGUAGAAUAUCCUCUCCAAGUUUUGUGUUACAUUCACCACCCAUUAUAACAGAAGAGGACAGUGCUUAUUGUGAUGGAGCCAGUGACAUGUCUAGUGAGGGCACAUUAGAUUGUGAUACUGCAAAGGAUUCUGGGAAGCCUGGCAGCCCCGUUAUGCCCAGUGAAGUAUCCCAACUCCCUGUGGAAACAGCAGAAAGUGAUCUUCCUGAUUGGCUGAAAGCUGAAUUAGAUGACGCUGAAGUAAUACCCUAUCCAGUAGGCAACCAACCCCCCAUCCCACCACUCCCUAUCAAAACUGCCAGUAUUAAAUCAAAUCAACAAAAACCAGUAACAAGUAACCAGCAGACGUCUGUCACCAUGCCAGCAGAGGUCUCCAAAUCUAGUGAAAGUGUUCAACAAAAUGAAAUACCAGAUCAUAAAGAAAAUUCUUCAGUUAAUAAUACAACAGAAAGUUCAGUGGCAAUAGAUGUCAAUAAACUGAUGGAAAGAAUAUCAUUGUUAGAGAAAGAAAACAAAGAGUUAAAGGAAUUGGUGGGAUAUCAAGCAGCAAGAAUUUCAGAGAUGGAAUCCCAUUCUUCGUAAAAUCAUCUGACAACAGCUUUUGAAACAGUUAUUUCAACCGUUAUUAUAGACAGUUCAAAAAUCUUUGUCUUCUAACAUGUAUUAUCCCAGUGAAAAAGUAUGUUCAAAUUGUUCAUUCAGUACAUAUGAAUCUCUCUUAAUCUUCAUUGAGCAGCCAGGUGCUAUGAUGUUGAUCCUUAAUUAUCAAAAAUAGUUAAUACAAUAGGCUACUUAUCAAGCAAAAUGAAAAAUGAAAUGAGUUAAAUUUGCUGUCUGUCCUAGUUGCAGAGGGGUGUCAUAUAAGGAGAGGGGAAAGUAACAAAAGGAGUAAGUUCGGUAAGGGUAAUAAAAGACUUGUGAAAAAGUUAAAUAGUACUAUUUUUGUUGGUUUUAUUUAUAAGCAUUGAUUUUUACAACCCAAAUAGGUCAAAAAUAGAGAUUUUUUCGAAAUGUGACAAAAUAGUCCAAAUUUUAGCCAAAUUUAUGCCUAGGAAACAUAGAGCACAAACAUAGACAAACUAAAUACUCAAGUCAGAUAGGUAAAAUGUCAUAACAAACAUUAUAUUAAAAAAUCUACUUUGUUGAUACAUGAGCUCUAUGUUGAAAUACCUGUCCAAAAAAUUAAUGUAAAUUUACCCAUUUUCAUUGAAUUUUCAUGGAAAAUCAAAAUGAGUCUUAUUUGUGACGUCAUGAAUAAAACACAAAGUACUUAAAUAUUUAACAAAAAGUCAUAUUUCCUGUCUAGUCAUUGUGUUUACUAUGCUUCAUUGUGAUAUUGGUCAAUAAACCCUUAUUAGAAAUUUCAACCACAAAUAGGGGCUUUUUUAGGGCCUUAUCUAACCUACUCCUUUGUCUUAUACACUUUCAACACAGGAAUUUAUUGCUGUGAUAAAAGUUAUUUUUAAUUUAUUUUUGUGUAAACUUGGCAGACUUUGAAAGGAUGUAUUUAUAGAACGUUUUUGUCUGUGUAAGAAUUCAUAAUCGCAAUGUCACAAAAUGGGCUUUAUCAAUAUGUACAUUUUCAGUUUUCAUGACCUUGUCCAAUGAAUACUGUAUGUUGACCUCUAUUUUAUUUUUCAUAUUUUUGACCUUGUCCAUUGAAUAUUGUAUGUUGACCUUUAAAUUUUCAUGGUUUUGACCUUGUCCAAUGAUUUAUGUAUGUUGACCUUGUCCAAUGAAUAAUGUACGUUGACCUCUUAUCUUUUUUCUUGUUUUUGACCUUGUCCAAUGAAUACAGUUUGUUGACCUCUAUCUGUCUUUUUUCCAUGUUUUUAGGUUGCUAUGUCAUUGAUGUAUUUCCCACAUCUCUAUUUUUUCAUAUCCCAUGAGCCUCUAAUGUUUUUCUGUGAUCUAGGAAUUGUCAUUAGUUAUUAUCUAGUAUGUUAGAAUAAAACAUCUCUCUGAUUAAUUUGUUGUAACUUCAGUUUCAUUAUUGCUCAUGAUCAAUUUUGAAUAAAAAAGUAUUAACUAUUUAACAAGGCAGAAUCCAGGAUAAGAUUUAUCUUGAAUCCCAUUGUUGAAUUUUUCAAACUAAUGGAUGCAUAAAAUUCUUUAAUAUACGUCCAUUUGUCAUAACAAAAAUACUUCACUCUUGGGGUAUGAAAACUAUGAAACUCUAAGAAUAAUUAAGAGAACUUUAAUGAGAAAAACAUUAGUUUUAUACUCAAAGGAUUUGUUUUCAUUUUUUUUAUAUAUACAAACUUUGUGUUGAUAAAAAAUUAUAGGUGAAUAUUUGUUUGUUAAAAUUGUUCUUAUGAAAAAGAUGAUUGUACGUUUAUUUCUCAUUUUUUUUUACUGUCAUAGAAAUGAAUUUUAGUUUUGUCCUUGAAAGUGAGGUGAUGGAACAUUUUAGACUUGAGUGACACAAUUGUUUUACAUUGUGUAGGGUACAGUUUUUAUUAGCUCACCUGGCAAAUAAGGCAAUGUCAGCUAUUAGCCAUUACAUAGUAUCCAUCAUCAUUUGUCAUCUGAAAACUUUUCACAUUUUCAUUUUUUUCUUUGAAACUAUAUGUCCAAUUUUAACCAAAGUUGGCAAGAAUGAUGUAUGGAAGGUUUCCUACAAAUGGUCCUCCAAUAAUUCCAUUUCAAUGAAUCACAUGACCAGGAGAGGUCAUCUUUCAAUCUGAUUGGAAAUUUUCAAAAUCUGCCGUUCUUUAAAAUCAUCUCCUGAAACUUUUAAGACGAAUUCUUUUUAAUUUGUUUAAAACACAUCUAACUAAAAAUAAAUUUGUUAGAAAUGAUCUUCUCUGUAGCUAAUAAGCAUAAAAUUUGCUAGUUGAAUGAUUUAGCUUCUAGCUAAAAUAUUUAUGUACUUUACCAAAUAUUUAAAACAAAAAUUGAAAUUAUAUUUUUUUCAGGAAUAUAAUUUGAAAAGUUAAUAUAUGGACAACAAGGGAAUAGUCUGUUAAUACAUCAUGCAAUUGCUGAAGUUAUUUGUGUAAUGAAUUUGAAAGUAGCGUAAUAUAAGGCAUGCAGUAAUGAUUUGUUGUCGUAAUUGUUUUCUAUAACUGGGUGAUCUCAUGCAAGAGUGGUGACUCAGUGCACAGUUUUUGCAAUGACAGAAAAGAUGAAAAUAAAAACAAAAAUGAUGAUGUGGCUUUCCGAAAGACAAAUUAAUAAAUCAGUUUUUGCAAUUCUUUUGGUCCAUUUGAUAUAAUAAUAAUUUGUGGCUUUCUUGUGGUAUAAUAAUCAUGAAGACCACAACCAGUUAACCAUGGCAUGUCCAUAAUUUCAUUCAACUUGUCAUAGAAAUAUUGCUAUUUAUGUAAAAGUGUUAUUACUUAUCAGAUAAAGUUGCAUGUUUUGACAAUUAAAACCAAUACCAUGUGUUGUGUAUCAAUUUAAAGCAUUUUAUGGCUGUGGACAACAAUGUACUGAUUUUAUUUUUUACUUUGUUUUAGAUUUGAAACACAGGUCUUAAUUCUCAUCUAUCCUCUGUCACUGAUGUGAACUGUUAUGGAUAAGAGAGACAAUGUAAUCAUUAUUUAUCUUUAGUUUUCUUUGUAAUGUUUUGUGAUUGCUGUUAGUUUUUUCAUGCUUUUUACCCCCCCCCCCCCCCUUACCAAUGAUUUUAUUCAACCCCAUUCCCCCUAGUUUCAUCUUUCUUCUUUUUACAUGAUGUAUGGCUGACUUGAUUUUUUCUUAUUGACAAAAUAAGAGUGUGUUGUCAUUUAUAGUUAAUUUUACAGAGUGAAGUUUACUGAAACAAGCUUUUUUGCUUAUUUCAAAAGCAAACAUUUUUUUUUUAAACUCUUGUUUCAAUCUAAUUAGACUUAGCCAUAUUCUAUAUUAUUAAAGACAUGUGACAUAUCAUGCUAUGCAUUUGCUAUUUUAUAUUGGAAAAAGAUUUGAUAUUUGUCUCUUCAAAAGUUUUAUUUCUUUGUUAUUAUACAUACAAGUAUUUCAUUAAAGUUUUAAUCAGAUCCUGGAAUGUGAUAUUUUUAUUUAUUUUGAAGUUUAUAUGAGAAAUUAAGCACGUUCUCAUUAUUUGUUUUAACAUGCAUGAAUAUUUAUAGAGCAAAAAUUAUGAAAUGAAUAGCUAUAAUAUUUUGUAAUUAAUAUAGCUAUUCUUUGUAGAUAAUACUUGUUUCAACCUUAAUAGCACUCGCUGUUUAAUUUUCAUGUUUAAUUAAAUUAAUAACAUAGCUGGCUUUUUGCCUGCUAUUCUUUGAGAGUGUCUUUAUGCAGUAAAACUAAGAUUUAUAGAUUUUUAUAUUAAUUCUUCUGAUGUGAAUCACUAAUAAAUUUUCUGCUUAUUACUAAAUAGAUUUUAUCCUCAUCAAAAUAGUUACAGAGUUUUAGAUCUAUGUUUUAAGGCUGUGCAAUAUUUAUAAUUUGUAGUUUUGGUCUUUUUUUACCUCUAUAAAUAUAGUUUUUUUUUGUUAAUCAAUUUUUUUUUACAAAACAUGAUAGAUUUGGAUUUUUAAAAUCUUUGAAACAGACAAACUAGAUUUUUCUGACGCUUUGACAUAAUUUCUCAGAAUAAAAACGUUAGCAUAUUUAUUAACUUGUGAUGAUGGUACUCACCGAAUUAUUGGGAACAGUACAUAACAUCGUAUCUUUUGUUGUCAAAGUUAAAUGAUUUGAAGUUGUUUGUGCUUGGAGUCAAUAUUGGCCUUUUGAACUUUCUUGAUUCGAGCGUCACUGAUGAGUCUUUUUAUAGGAAAAAACGCACGUCUGGCACAAACUUUUAAUCCUGGUUUCUAUGAUGAAUUUAUUGUUAACAGUAUUUUAGGAUUGAUUCAUUUUGAAAACAUAAAACUACUUGUUUAAUGAAGGGUAAUAAAAAUCAUUUUUAUUCUCUAUCAACAACCCAUUUAGGUCAAAAUAUUGGACUAUCUUUUAGCGCUUAUUGUUAUAAGAUUAUUUUUUUUAAGGUUUUCCAUGUUUUUCUUUUUAGAUUAUGUCAUUGUGACUUUGAUCAGUUUUUAUUUUAGAUUUUUAUUUUUAUUUUAUUCUUACAAACACUUGCAACAUUUCUUUUAACAUGAAACAAACUGGGUUUAUUGACGUCAAUAAAUCAUUCUGUAAUUUUGCUAGAAUAAGAUCAUCAUUGUCAAUAAUAAAUAUGACAUUCUACUAUUAUACUGCAUUGGAACUCAGAUCAUACUAUCAUAAGAGCUCAAAGGAGUAUUUUCUCAAUACCUUCUUACUUGUAAUAAGCACCUUCCCCAUAAUUGUAUGUUUAAGAGUUCAUUUAUUAUGUACAAGGAUCUUCUGAUCUUUUUCUAAAAUGGAAAGAUGUGUUAAUGAUAGUUCCCUAAUUCGCUUUAAUGAUAAUUUGUAGAUCUGCUUUAAGAAUUAUGGUUGAUGACCUAAGGGAGCUACCAUUUGAUUUUUAUGGGGGGGGGGGGGGGGGGGGAGCUAGGAUGAAAAAUUUUGUCCUGCAUUUUUUUUAGUUUUAGUUGUAAUCUCUGUCCUGCCUUUUUAUUUUUCACUCUAUUCGGUCCUGCAUUUUUUUUUUAUUAGUUUAUCUUGACUUUUUGUACAUAAACUGUCAUCCAGCCUUUUUUUUUUUGGAAAAGUGUCUCAUCCUGCCUUUUUUUUUUCUCAAAACUCCUGUCCCCCCCCCCCCCCCCCCCAUAAGAAUCAAAUGGUAGCUCCCUUAUCGCCAUCACAAAUAGUUGUAAGUAAGGAUUUAUGUAGUAGCAUAAUUACAAAGGAUAGAGACUUGAUUAUUUAAAGAGAAACCCCCUUACCCUUUUUUUGAAACCUGUAAGUUAUUAACUAUGAAGCAAAGAAAAGACGGCCUGUUACAAAGGGCAGUUAACUCUUUCUUUUUUUUUAAGAAAAAUAGGAUAGCUAGAAGAUAACAGAUAAAUUUAAAAUAAUGUACAAAACUGAGAAAAAAAAUCUUGCAAAAUAUUGUAUGAAAAUGAAUUAAGCCACACAAAAAAAUUUUUUCCUUUAGCUUUUCAUGUUACAGGUUAUUAUUUUUUUAUCAGGUUGGCUGAAUGGGGAUGGUGGGUGGGUGUUGGAUGGGCGGGGAAAAGUGGGCACCUAAUUUGUGUAAUCAACUCCUACAAUAUUAAACCCAGAUCCCUAAAACUUUACAGGAAUGUUGCAUAUACAUGUAUGUUGAAGUUGUGCACCUGUUUUUAUUGAUUUGUUUGAGGAACUUUUACAUUUCAUAUUUCAAAUAUUUAAAUAUUCAGUAUAAAGUAUUCUCCAUUGUUUAAGAAACAUUCUGCUCAGUCUGAGUCUUUGAUCUUUUUUUUGUUGAAAUGUACUGGUUUUAUUAUACAAUGUACUCAUGAAACGUCAAAUUGUUAAACCUAUAUGUAAGACAAAAUAAAGAUUUCCUGACCCUUAAAAGAUCUUAAAAACAAGUACCAAUACUGCACUAUAAUGUAUCUCCUACAUCUAUAAAAGAAAAAAAACAUAAAAGUUGGAAUUCCACCCACUUGAACCAUUUUUAUCUUAAAAUAAAUCUGAAGAACAAAACAUUAUGUUCCUAUUAAUUGGUCUAAUAGAAAAGAAAUUUUCACUAUUAAUUGUAGGUAAAUAGAUAACAAAAAUUUGAGCUAUGUCAUCAAAUAUUGGCGAAAACCUAAUUACCGAAACAAUUACCGCUAGAGAAUGCCAGACUAUUUGGUACAAUAUUGAUAGAGAAAAAGUAUAUCGUUUAGUAUAAUCUUGGUAUCUAUAUGUACUAAUUUUUUUUCCCCCAUCAGCUUUUUAUAUUAUACCCCAUUCCAGGGGCUAUAUUGCAUUCACCCUGUCGGUCAGUUCCUCAAACAAAUUGUUUUGUCACACUUUUCUCACCUAGUAAUGAACAGAAUGACUUCUAUUUGGUCAGCAACUUGACAGUGAUUAGUUAUUACCUGAGAUUAGUUUUUAGAUCUGUUGCACACUUACUUCCUGUUUUCCCAUACUGUGACUUAUGAAUGAUGGUAUUUUUCGCAUAAAAAUACAGGCAACUUCUUGUUUCAAUUGCUUUUAUACAGCAUCAAAUUACCACCAUUUUUGUCGAGCCUGCAACUUUUGUCGCAGAAAGCUCGACAUAGGGAUAGCGAUCUGGCGGCGGCGGCGGCUACGGCGGCGGCGGCGUUAGCUAACUUCUUAAAAGCUUUAUAUUUUAGAAGAUGGAAGACCUGGAUGCUUCAUACUUUGUAUAUGGAUGCCUCAUGUUACGAAGUUUCCGUCAGUCACAUGUCCAAUGUCCUUGACCUCAUUUUCAUGGUUCAGUGACUACUUGAAAAAAAAAUUCAUAUUUUUUGUAAUGUUAAAUUCUCUCUUAUUAUAAGUAAUAGGAUAACUAUAUUUGGUAUGUGCGUACCUUGCAAGGUCCUCAUGCCCGUCAGACAGUUUUCACUUGACCUCGACCUCAUUUCAUGGAUCAGUGAACAAGGUUAAGUUUUCGUGGUCAAGUCCAUAUCUCAGAUACUAUAAGCAAUAGGUCUAGUAUAUUCGGUGUAUGGAAGGACUGUAAGGUGUACAUGUCCAACUGGCAGGUGUCAUCUGACCUUGACCUCAUUUUCAUGGUUCAGUGGUUAUAGUUAAGUUUUUGUGUUUUGGUCUGUUUUUCUUAUACUGUAUGCAAUAGGUCUACUAUAUUUGGUGUAUGGAAUGAUUGUAAGGUCUACAUGUCUAGCUGGCAGGUGUCAUCUGACCUUGACCUCAUUUUCAUGGUUCAGUGGUCAAAGUUAAGUUUUUGAGUUUUGGUCUUUUUUCUAAUACUGCAUGCAAUAGGUCAGCUAUAUUUGGUGUAUGGAAUGAUUGUAAGGUGUACAUGUCUAACUGGCAGGUGUCAUCUUACCUUGACCUCAUUUUCAUGGUUCAGUGGUCAAAGUUAAGUUUUUGAGUUUUGGUCUUUUUUUCUAAUACUAUAUGCAAUAGUUCAACUAUAUUUGGUGUAUGGAAAUAUUUUAUGAUCUAUAUGUCAGUCACGAAGUUUUUGUUUGACCUUGACCUCAUUUUCAAGGUUCAUUGCUCAGUGUUAAGUUUUUGUGUUUUGGUCUGUUUUUCUUAAACUAUAAGCAAUAGGUCAACUAUAUUUGUUGUAUGGAAGAAUUGUUAGCUGUACAUGCCUGCCUAGCAUGGUUCAUCUGACCUUGACCUCAUUUUCAUGGUUCAUUGGUCAAUGUUUAGUUUACUUGGUUAAUGUUAAGUUUAUGUGACAGUUGUAAUAAAGCUUUAUAUUUAGGACUAUCAACAUAAUAUCAAUGAUUAGUAAAGAAGGCGAGACAUUUCAGCGUGUGCACUCUUGUUACAUUUUUUAUCAGUUUUAUUUGUUAUAUAAAAUUGUGAUUUCACAAUUUUAUAAGAUGUUUGUUACUUAGAAUUAUUCUUUAGAUUUCUUGUAUUGGAGUUUUUAUCUUGUUGAAAUGUCAAUUCUGUUCUUGAUAGAUUUCUGUAAUAUUGUACAUUAUUGAAUUGUGAUAUGAACAUUUUAUUUGUUUUCUUAUUUAUUUUGUUGACCAAAUAAAUCAUAAACUUUAA